Molecule: messenger RNA, 1653 nt
Organism: Ascochyta rabiei
Lineage: Eukaryota; Fungi; Ascomycota; Dothideomycetes; Pleosporales; Didymellaceae
Product: Maturation and nuclear export of 40S ribosomal subunits interacting protein
Exons: 2
Coding region: 1-1653 (550 amino acids)
Biological process (GO): ribosome biogenesis
Cellular component (GO): nucleolus; small-subunit processome; Noc4p-Nop14p complex
Source: RefSeq, a predicted model, not a curated record
AUGCCGGGCACCAAGCUCGCCGCCGCCUCGGGCGUCAAGCGCAAGAGAGACCCGGCCAAAGCCGAGCGCCGCGAAGCAAAGUCCAAGAAGCGCCAGAAGUCGCCCACCACCACCAACGGCGACGACGACGUCCAGGCCGAGAUCCUGCAGCUCGAAGCCCAGAUCCUCGAGUCGCGCCGCCACUACAACAACAUCGCGACUCUGCUGCAGCGCUGCACCACCUCACACGACGGCGGCGACGAUGCGCCUGUCCUCGCUGCCGUCGCCCUCUGCAGGGUCUUCUCGCGUCUGCUGGCCGCCGGCGACAUGGCCAAGAGCAAGGGCAUGGGCGAGGCAGAGGCGCUGGUCGUGUCCUGGCUGAAGGAGCGCUACCGUGACUUCCUCGACGCCCUCGCCCAGCACUUCCUGCCCAGCGACAGCCCCGCCAAGCAGUCCGUCGCCCUCACCCUGCUCAUGCGCCUGGUCAAGGAAGAGUCCAAGGCCACCAAAGACUACAGCCUCAAGAACGGCCCCCUCUCCCGCCUCAUCGAGGCGCUCCUGUUCCUGCCCGACGGCGACGCCAGCCGAGAAGAGUUUGCCGACAAGUACUUCAAACACUUCGACGACGUGCGCUUCCACACCUUCAAGACCAUCAAGAACGUGCUCGCCACCGACCUCGACGACGCAGAGAAGCAGACCGCCGCCUCCAACAGCCUGUCUCUGCUGCUGUCGCUCGACACCGUGCCGCAGUCGAAAGACGACAUCAAUAACUACCACACCGACUCGCAGUCCAAGAGCUCGAGACCGACGCUGCAGGCCUACAAGGUGCAGGCACAAGAGGCGUGGUUGGCGACGAUGCGCGCUGGACUCACCAAAGACCAGCGCAAGUCCAUCCUGACCACAUUCUCCUACCAAAUCGCCCCGUGGUUCCAGCAGCCCGAGAUGCUCAUGGACUUCUUGACCGACUCGUACGAUGUGGGCGGCGCGACCUCGCUGCUCGCCCUGUCCGGACUCUACUACCUCAUCUCGGAGAAAAACCUCGACUACCCGUCCUUCUACCUCAAACUCUACUCUUUGCUGGACGAGGGCCUACUUCACUCCAAACACCGAUCACGCUUCUUCAGGCUGCUGGACACUUUCAUGUCCUCGACACAUUUGCCGGCUGCACUUGUCGCCAGUUUCAUCAAGCGUCUCUCACGCUUAGCGCUGCACGGCCCGCCUGCCGGUGUGGUCAUUGUCAUCCCCUGGGUCUACAACAUGUUCAAGCGCCACCCCGCCUGCACGUUCAUGAUGCAUCGUGAGGUCCGCGACGACGCGUUGAAGGAGAAGCUGGAACAGGAAGGCAUGGACGAUCCAUUCGACAUGAGCGAACUGGAUCCCAUGGAGACAAACGCCAUCGACAGCAGCGUCUGGGAGCUCGAAGCACUGCAAUCACACUACCACCCCAACGUUGCAACAUUAGCGAAGAUCAUCUCAGAGCAGUUCACAAAACGCUCGUACAACCUGGAAGACUUUCUCGAUCAUUCCUACACAGCUCUCCUCGACACCGAGCUGGACAGAGACCUCAAGAAAGACCCAGAAGUCGAAUUCGAGAUACCCAAGCGCAUCUUCACCGCCGAAGAAGGCCUGAACCCAUUGGGCCAGCUGCUCACACAAGUCAUAGAAGCGAGAUAG